This is a messenger RNA of Manduca sexta (tobacco hornworm), 5172 nucleotides long. Its product is annotated as UNC93-like protein MFSD11. Bases 169 to 1527 code for a protein of 452 amino acids. NCBI's taxonomy places the organism in Eukaryota, Metazoa, Arthropoda, Insecta, Lepidoptera, Sphingidae. The record is from RefSeq and is a predicted model, not a curated record. The transcript has 8 exons.
CUUGUUUACUUGCUCAUGUUUUAAAUAGUGGAGGGAGGUUUAAGCACUAUAUCUAUUAUUAUUGCAAGAGAACGUAAAGAUUGCAGUUCACCUGCGUCCACCUCGGUGUUUUGUCGUGUUAACAUAAAAUCAUUAUAAUUAUUUACGUGUGAAAAUAUUUUCAUCAAUAUGGAACGAAAAUUUGUUAACGUUAUCCUUCUGGGAUUCGGUUUUAUGUUCGUGUUUACGGCAUUUCAGACUAUGGGAAAUAUAGAGAAAACCAUACUGGACAGUAUAACGCAGGAUGACAGUACGUUCACCGGAGAUGGGUAUACGUCCCUGGCGAUUAUUUAUGCUACCCUGGCUAUUUGCAACUGGUUGGCGCCGUCCAUCAUCACAAUCACGGGCCCUAGAGGGGCCAUGCUCAUCGGUGCUGUCACUUAUUUGUUCUUCAUAGUGACGUUCCUGUUUCCGCGCACGUGGCUACUGUACGUGGCGAGCGUGAUGAUCGGCGCCGGCGCAGCCGCCAUAUGGACCGGCCAGGGCAACUACCUCACGCUCAACAGCGACGCUGACACCAUCUCGAGGAACUCUGGAGUGUUCUGGGCUAUGCUGCAGUGCAGCAUGUUCUUCGGCAAUCUGUUCGUGUUCAUCAAGUUCCAAGGCAAGACCCACAUCGACGUGGAGACGCGUAACGUUGUUUUCGGCGCCCUGACCGGCGUGUGCGCGGUGGGCAUAGUGUUCCUGUUGCUGCUGCGCCCCACGCGGCGCGCGCCGCCCGCGCUCGACGAUGCCAAGGUUGAGAUAGUAACUCACGACGCGGAAGGGCCUCUGGAGGCGUUCAAGGGCGCUCUGAAGUUGUUCUGCACGAAAGACAUGCUCUUACUGAGUAUCACCUUCAUUUAUACCGGCAUCGAGUUGUCGUUCUUCAGCGGCGUGUACAGCCCUAGCAUCGGAUUCACGCUGCAGAUGGGCGAGAAUGCCAAGCAGCUGGUCGGACUCUCUGGUGUCUUCAUCGGAAUGGGAGAAGUUCUCGGCGGAGCGUUAUUCGGUAUCCUGGGCAGCAAGACGACCCGCUGGGGCCGUGAUCCGAUCGUCAUCAUGGGCUACGUCAUCCACCUAACCAGCUUCUUCCUGAUCUUCAUUAACUUGCCGAUGGUGGCGCCGUUCGGGGACACCAACGAGAUCUCGUACAUCAACCCAUCGCCGUACCUGGCUAUGUUUUGCAGUUUCCUGCUGGGAUUCGGAGACGCUUGCUUCAACACUCAGAUCUACUCGAUACUGGGUGGAAACUAUUCUGAUAACAGCACGUCUGCCUUCGCAUUGUUCAAGUUUACUCAGUCUCUGGCGGCGGCGGCGUGCUUCUUCUACUCGUCGAAGGCGCUGCUGUCGGUGCAGCUCGUGGUGCUGGCGGCGCUGGCGUCGCUCGGCACGGCGGCCUUCUGUCGCGUGGAGUGGGCGGCGCGCGCCCGCGCCCGCGCCGCGCCCGACGACGACAAGCCCGCCGCCGCGCACGCGCUCGCCGACAACGCGCUGCACUACGACUGAACGCGCACGACACUCAGGGCCCUUAUUCUGUAUGAUAGUGGAAACGCGUAACGCGGCCGUGUCAUGUUAUUUUCGAGAAAUGUGCGUGGAAUAGUAUUCUGUGAGCUAAAUUUCUAUAGUCCUAAACAUGAUGCGUUGUGUUACAUGCUUGUUACGCACUGUUAAAAUAACGUGGGGGAUAGAGAAUAAGGCCCCAGGUACGGUUAACUAAAUUGUGUCAAUACGGUUGAUGCGCGAUGGAAGAGUUCAUAUUAGUAGUUAGAAAUUUCGUAAAUAUCUUAUCAAUAUAUUUUUUUCUUCAACAUAAAAAUGUUGUAAAUAGAAUUUUCAACUCCAUUCCAACCUUUAGUAUUUUUGUAUAAAUUGUAAAUUUUGUUAGAGAAUCAGCGUAAUUUCCGAAUGUAAUGGUUCAUCAGAAUGUAACAAUCUAACAUUAAUUGUUUUUACAACAUAUAUGAUAUUUGUUAUAUAACAUUUUUUUUUGUUUAAGAUCAACUAAACUUGUAGAUAAAAUGAAUUUCAUAUCGGUUCGAUAAUGACCCAGCAUCUAUUUUCCAAACAUCGAAUAAUACUCGAAUAAUAAAUUAAAACAAAAUUUGUGUUUACUAAACAAGUAGCUUGUAUUUGGCUGCUAAAACAAAUAUUGCGUAAAUUAUAUGCGGUGAUAUUUUACCCGUGAUUUUUAAAUGAUAUUAGUUUUGGUACUUAAUUUGAAUUAGAAAAUGCGAUAUUAUUUAUAUUAUAAAUUUCGCAUAUUUCAAUUUUGAUGAAGGUGGAAAGACGCCGUCGAAAUCGUAAACAUAAGAAAUCGAAUUUAUUCGGUAGGGCAUGAUUGAAUCAUGAUAUUGUAAAACAAUUAUUAACGUAGAAUAUAUAAGUGUAUAGAUUUGUAAGUAUUAUUAUCACUAUUGGACAUAAAAACUUUCCAAUCAUUUUAGUAGAAAAAUCGAAUAGAUUUUGUUGCCUUCUAUGUAUUGGGGAUAGCUAACUUUACUUAAACCUAUAAAAUUAACAAUUUAUGAGUCAAUUUUGGCCCGUUAUUAAAGUUUUAUUUUAUGACUCCAUUUUAAUUUAACAAUUUAUAAUAUUAUAAAUUUAUUAUCCGUCUAUUAUUUACCCUUUAUAUGCUUAUUAUAUAAUUAUCGAAAAUAAAUUUCGAUAUAAGAAAUCAAUUCUUUUUGUACAUUCCCAUAGAUUUUUUUAUUGACUAAGGCCUAAUUGUAAACACCAUUUAAUGGUGUGGAGAUGUUUUACUUCUGUAUGUAAGUCUAAAUGUAGAAUACGUCAUUUCAAAAGAUUUCUUUUUAUAAUUCUUAGAAAUAAAGUAGGAAAAUGUUCAUAAUUGCACAAAGAAAAAUAAUGUUUCCGCAGUUCACUGGAAAUGAAUCAAAUAGCUUAUUAUGAUUAAAGCGAUAGAGGUGGUUUGCACCAAGGCCUGAAUUUUUUAUCAUCACAUAAAAUUUAUUAAUUAAAAUAAUGAACUAUAAUUCGAUUGGAUUAGAAAUGUAACUACCGAAUUUAUUUUAUUAAAUACAAAUGUUCUUUUUAUUUUAUACUAUAAAUAACUGUUAUAAGAUUAUUAAACAAUCAGCUCCUAAUAGAACUAUUGCAAGAUGAGACUAAAUUAAGUUUUCUUGUUUAAUCUUUUAGAUUAGUUCGAUUCGAUUCGAUUUCGAUUAGAAAGCGUCACAAUUAUAAAACACAAUCAUAUUUGCCGUAUUUAUGUUAGAUUGUAAUGACGGAGUUACGUAUUUUUAUUAUAUUUUACUUAAUUAAAAAGUAUUAUCAUAAUUAAUUCCAUGGAUUAGUUGUAAUUCAGCACUGUAAAAAGGAUUUCAUUGAAAAUACGAUUGGUAACUACGUGUGGCUGUGUAUGCUAAGAGUAGGUAGGUUUGUUUUUUAAUUUUUGCAUCAGAUCAAACAAUAUUAUCAAAUUUUGAGAAAGCAAAGCUGAUGGUGAGGUUCUAAAACCUUCAUGCAGUCAUGGCGGCGUGCAAGCCGAAAUUUUUGUCGACUUUGAAAUAACGUCUUUUACGGUAAUUAUAAGUCAGUGACGGUUACAUUUGCAAUAAACAAAAUCAAUCGCUUUUUCCGAUCUAUCUCAAAAUUCCGAUCUUUCUAUUUGAUUAAUUUCGUUACGUAAUGACAAAUUAGUUUUCUCUGAGACUCGACGAGCAUCACUGCUCGGUGUCGUAAAAUUUAUGCCAUUUCUGAUUUUGGCUUACAGGAGUUGUGGUGGGUGUGAGGGCGGGAAAGUCUCUUUCUCAAAAAUUUACCAAUCACAACCAUUUUUACACGCUUACAAAUGACUUAUUUGGAUUGGUUCAAUUUCGGGAUCGGAUUGAAGAUUGAGAUUGGGAUCGUUUAUUAAAAUGGUUCUAACGACACGCUACUAGGUCAUGACUCCAGUACAAACUAGCACUUUUUUGCGCCUUCACCCAGAUUUAUGUCUGUUCCUGGUAUCAUAAUUCGUUUUGGAAUAAAUUUCGUACUCAGUUAUGUUGUAGCAACCUAUUACGUGUUCUGCGUUACCAGAUAUUAAACUCCUUCAGGAACAAGUCUAAGGCUUUGUGUUAUACAUAUUGUAGUGCAGAAUUUUAGUAAGUAUUCUCGUUUGAUGUGAUGUAAAAAUAUCUUUGUGUAUAUGAUCGGAAGGUGCUGUUGUUAUUGUCUGAAUAUGUAAAUACCCGCUUUGUAUAUAACAUGGAAAUAGUAAUUUAUAAAUAAAAUAAAUGUAUUUCAGAAUGUUUCGUUUGUGAAUUAAUAUGACAUUGGAAUUUUAAACAAAUUUAUUUCAUUUACAAAUAAAAUAUUCAUUUCGCUAAGUGAAGAGAGAACGCAAAGUUCCAAAUUGUUGCAGGAGUGUACAUUUUGUAAAAAUAUUAUGCUUUUUAAAUGACUUCCAAAGUCUGCCACCUAAUAAAAACAAAAAUAUAUAAUUUUAAAAUUACAUUUCUUAUGAUUGUUUUAAGUUGUUAUUCCAUUAACUCCAUUUAUUUUGUAAACUUUCUUUAUAUAUAACUGUUAUAGAUGUAAUAAUUAGUUGUAGUCCUGAAAAUCAUGAAUGUUGUAUAUCUUUGAAAAUCAAAUAAAUUAAUGUAAUACCUAUAUAAUUUAUUGAUGGAAUUUCUAGUAGUAGUCAGAAUUAUCAAUACAUUUACAAAUUUACAGUGUUUGUAAGAAAUUUAAGUGUAUAUGUAUUAUUUUAUUUUUGUAUAGAUUUUAUAUUUGAAGCUUUUCUAAUCAUGUACUAAGAUUAAGUUUAACCUCUUGGACCGAAUUAUUUGUUUUACAUAGUUUCAAUGAAUUGAAUGAUAAUUUUUGGAAAGCUGCUUUUAAAAUUUACAAUAAUAUUGUUGAAAACACCUUUGAAAAAAGAUUUUCACGACAAAUAUUCUGUAAUGGAAUUAUAAUUUGCCUGUAAAAUAGCAAUUUGAAAAUGCUUAAAUAUGUUGCUAAUUUAUUUUUUGUAUAUAUUUGUUGAAUUUCGUGCAGCGUAUCUUGAAUAUAAAGUAAAAAUGUUUGACACAAUUGUCUAGUCACAAACAUUGCAGUCUAUAUUUGUCUAUUGCCAAUUUCAGUAGCUACUGAAUAUAUUAUGUAAAACUAUAUGAUAUAUUUAUAAUAAAAUAUUUUAACAUGUUU